Messenger RNA from Calidris pugnax (ruff), 767 nucleotides. Its product is annotated as EF-hand calcium-binding domain-containing protein 10-like. NCBI's taxonomy places the organism in Eukaryota, Metazoa, Chordata, Aves, Charadriiformes, Scolopacidae. The coding region runs from base 16 to 408 and encodes 130 amino acids. The transcript is spliced from 4 exons. The record is from RefSeq and is a predicted model, not a curated record. Gene Ontology annotation, molecular function: calcium ion binding.
UCCCGGCAACGCGGGAUGGCGGCGGCGGCGGGCGAGCGGGAGUGCCGAGACUACCUGGAGCGGCACCGGAUCCCCGAGCUGCUCCACCGCCUCGCCGCGCUCCUCAUCUACCACCGACCCGAAAAACCACGCGAGUUCCUGAUCCAGGCGCUGGAAAGGGUGAAGGCUGGAAAACGGGCGGAGGGGGAGUACCCCUACCUGAUGGACGAGGCCAACCUGACCGCCAUGUUCGAGUUGCUGGACGUUGUGGGGCAAGGCCACAUCACGGCGGCGCAGUACAGGGAAGCUCUUAAAACUUUGGGACUGAGCACUGAAGAUCUGCAGCUUGGAGAUGAUGCAAACAUCACACUGGACGUAUUCAAGGAAGAAGUGAAGAAAAAGAUGCUGGAGAGCUGGGCUGCGUAUUAGUUUGAGCAUUGGUCUGCUAUAUAUAUAUAUAAAGUGCUCAAUUCUUCUGGUUUGUCAGCUGUGGAUAGCUGACUUUUAGCACUACUCUUUCUCUCAUCUCCACCCUCUCCCCUCCCCUGUUUGAGCAAUCAGCUGAAAAGGAUAAGUGACAAGAACUUGUUCAUGUUUACAGGCACUGCAGGGGGAUAUUUUGAGAAUUGCUUUUUUAUUAGAAUUAGGUAGUUAAAGAAAAACCCUGAGAUCUCUUUUACACAAUAAAAAGAGUGAUUUGGACUUUCCUCCUUCAGCUUGUAGCUUACAGUAAGGGGUUGUUACUUGUUGGCUCAUUACCAUUGAAUAAAAUUAACUUUAAGAGCUGA